This is a messenger RNA of Eutrema salsugineum, 1324 nucleotides long. Its product is annotated as calcium-dependent protein kinase 11. Bases 99 to 926 code for a protein of 275 amino acids. Gene Ontology annotation, molecular function: ATP binding; calcium/calmodulin-dependent protein kinase activity; calmodulin binding. Gene Ontology annotation, cellular component: nucleus; cytoplasm. The record is from RefSeq and is a predicted model, not a curated record. Gene Ontology annotation, biological process: protein autophosphorylation; peptidyl-serine phosphorylation; intracellular signal transduction. The transcript is spliced from 5 exons. NCBI's taxonomy places the organism in Eukaryota, Viridiplantae, Streptophyta, Magnoliopsida, Brassicales, Brassicaceae.
AGGAGCGUUGGUUCUUGGAGUCUUUUGCCUUACAAAGGAAAACUCCAUUAUCAUCAUCGUCUCUUCUACAGAAAAAAUCCUCAAAUCGAGAUCGCAAAAUGGAGAAACCAAACCCUAGACGACCUUCAAACACUGUUCUUCCGUAUCAAACUCCUCGAUUAAGAGAUCACUACCUCCUCGGCAAAAAGCUAGGCCAAGGCCAAUUCGGCACAACCUACCUCUGCACCGAGAAAUCAGCCUCCGCUAAUUACGCCUGCAAACCAAUCCCCAAGCGCAAGCUCGUCUGCCGCGAGGAUUACGAGGAUGUCUGGCGCGAGAUUCAGAUCAUGCAUCAUCUCUCUGAGCACCCCAAUGUUGUUCGGAUAAAAGGUACUUACGAGGAUUCCGUCUUCGUUCACAUCGUUAUGGAGGUUUGUGAAGGAGGUGUGCUUUUUGAUCGGAUUGUGUCGAAGGGUCAUUUCAGCGAGCGCGAGGCCGUGAAGCUUAUCAAGAUGAUCCUUGGUGUUGUUGAGGCUUGUCACUCGCUUGGUGUUAUGCAUAGAGAUCUCAAACCUGAGAAUUUCUUGUUUGAUAGUCCCAAGGAAGAUGCGAAGCUUAAGGCUACGGAUUUUGGUUUGUCUGUCUUCUACAAGCCAGGACAAUAUCUAUACGACGUAGUUGGAAGUCCGUACUAUGUUGCACCGGAGGUUCUAAAGAAAUGUUAUGGACCUGAAAUAGAUGUGUGGAGCGCCGGUGUUAUCCUCUACAUCUUACUAAGCGGCGUUCCUCCUUUCUGGGCAGAAACCGAGUCUGGAAUCUUUAGACAGAUAUUGCAAGGGAAGUUAGACUUUAAAUCCGAUCCGUGGCCUAUUAUAUAUAAAAACAAAAGACCACUUGUUGUGACUUAUACUCGAUCGUGUUACUGUUUUGUUUUCUUGCCGGAUUAGUCAAAAGUGAGGACGAAUGGCAUGAGUCUAGUAUUUCUUGAACCGUUUCUUUUUUUUUUUAAGCUCGAAUUGAUCAUUUCUUGAAUCGUGUAGUUUAACAGAGAGUUAUGUAAAGAUCUGUUCAAGAAUUGGAGAGAGCUUGAUGAUUCACUCUUCUCUGUCCAGAGAGUAUCUGGAGGCAUUACAAAUAUAUUGCUGAAUGUUUCUGUGAAGGAAGACACUAAUAGAGAAGUGUCUGUAACACUGCGACUGUAUGGGCUUAAUACGGAGUAUGUUAUAACUGGUAGAGAGAGCUACAGGCUAUCAAGUGUCUCUCGGCUACCGGAUUUGGUGCCAAGUUGCUUGGUGGAUUCCGAAAUGGCAUGGUGCUAUCAUUCAUAAAUGCACGAACCUCAACC